Photinus pyralis (common eastern firefly) is the source of this 2058-nucleotide messenger RNA. RefSeq names its product beta-1,3-glucan-binding protein-like. Gene Ontology annotation, biological process: carbohydrate metabolic process. The transcript has 8 exons. The record is from RefSeq and is a predicted model, not a curated record. Gene Ontology annotation, molecular function: hydrolase activity, hydrolyzing O-glycosyl compounds; carbohydrate binding. Bases 584 to 1990 code for a protein of 468 amino acids. Lineage: Eukaryota; Metazoa; Arthropoda; Insecta; Coleoptera; Lampyridae.
AGUGUCCUCUGCGGUAGGGGUAUCCGUUGUCCCCCCAACACGGGUAGAUUUAGUCCAUCCCAAAAAUAAAAACGUGACGUUUGUCUCAAGACACACUACUUCCCCAAUCAGAAUAUUAAUCAAUGCAAAGAAUGAAGAAAAUGUUUCUAAUUUGGAUAUAAGACAGAUAGUGGAUUCGAACAAUGUUUAAUUGACAAUCCGUGCUGAAAGUGAAGACGAACAAAUUGGUUACUGAACAAAUUCGUUUAAUGAAAAAAUUGAAGAAAUUCUUCCAAAUGAAAAUCGGGUACCACUUUGAUGACAUGACUAAUUUCUUUGUUCAGAAUUUCACUUGUAUUACCGGUACUUUAUUUUAGUUAGUAAGUUCUCAGAUAUUUAUUACUCAUAAGGACAAUUUUCGUACACUUUUGGGACUUUUUUGGCAUUUUUCUUGACAUAUAAACGAUGAUACUGCGAACAAAUUUAUUUGCACACCGAAAGAUUACGAGUUUGCUGAUAGGUACUUCACAGAUAUCGCUCAUAUCAAUCUUUGCUCAGAUAUUAAAAGCGUGCUUUCAAUAUUGUAACCAAACACUCGGUCGCAAUGCUUCGAAUUAUCGCAAUCGUCCUUUGUUUAAUAAUGUUUACAAGCGGCCAACACCAACUGCCCCAAGGAAAAGUGGAAGUACUAUCUCCGUCAAAAUUGAAAGUAACUGUACCAGAGAAGGCUGGAAUUAUGCGUGUAAGCUUUUUCGGCCGAGUAAAUCAAGAACUUCAAACAAACGAUAACGGUACCAUCGCCAAGGAGUUGCAGCAAACAACGGGCGGACUUUGGACUGUCGAAGACGCUACCGUCAAUUUGAAAGCUGGUGAUACUCUGUACUAUCGUCUGCACUUCGACUACUUCGAUGGAAAGACCGUGAACAACGUUCAGCAGGACAUGCAGAAACUAGUCAUUGAUAAGCCCAUAUUGGAAGCUCCAACUACAAGUAAGCCAACAACAACCACACCGAAGUGCGAGUUCACGCCAACGAUGGUCAACGGCAAACGUAGCUGCAGUGGAAAAAUCAUAUUUCAAGAAUUUUUUAAGGAAAUCGCUCCAAUCCGAUGGCAAACCGAAACGAAAUUCGCGCAAGGACCCGACUACGAGUUCGUCAUGUAUCAAGCACACGCCGAAAAUUUGUUCAUCCAAAACGACAUGCUGCACAUCCGCCCGACACUUGUCGACAGCAGACUAGGUCCCAAAGCGACCUUAACCAUAACGGAGUACGACAUAGGAGAAAACUGUACGGGAGUACCCGACUCGCUCGAGUGCGUGCAAAGACCAAAAGCCUGGAUGGUCCUUCCUCCCAUCUUCUCAUCUCAGAUUACUACAAAAUAUCGCAUGUCGUUCGUUUACGGCACGAUCGAAGUUAGAGCCAAACUACCGAAAGGCGAUUGGAUUUAUCCACAGUUGCAGCUGAGAUCAAAAAGUGACUAUUACGGGCCCGACUACGACUCAGGUUUAAUCCAGAUAGCGUUUGCACCGGGCAACGCGCGUAAUAAUAAAGUUUUGAGCGGCGGUUGCGUCUUCGGCGAAUCGGUUUUUGCGAGGAACUACGGCGUUCGGACUAUACAGUCGACGAAGGAGUGGUCCCAGAAUUUUCACAUUUUUAAACUGGAGUGGAGGCCAGAUGGGGUUACUUUAAGUGUUGAUAAUGACGUUUACGGAAAUAUUUAUCCGCCCGAUGGGGGUUUCGCUACAGAGACGGAAUUGGGUAUGCACGGUGCCACGGUCCAACGGUGGCGAAAGGGUAGCCAAAUGGCGCCUUUUGACAAAGAGAUGUACCUGAUGUUUGGGGUUGGGGUGGGUGGUUUUACUUUUGGAAAUAGGAAAGGGGUGCAGCAGCCGUGGGAUAACGACGAUCCGAAAGCGCAACUAAACUUUUAUAAAGCCACCGAUCAGUGGUACGGUACCUGGAGCAACGACAGCCGGCUAAUUGUCGAUUACGUCCGAAUAUGGGCCUUGUGAUUAUAGUAUUUAAUUAUUUAUUUUUGUACGUAAGAUUUUAUUUAUUAGAGUCUCAGCCAUGACUUACA